Messenger RNA from Colletotrichum orchidophilum, 1407 nucleotides. RefSeq lists its product as uncharacterized. Bases 1 to 1407 code for a protein of 468 amino acids. The record is from RefSeq and is a predicted model, not a curated record. NCBI's taxonomy places the organism in Eukaryota, Fungi, Ascomycota, Sordariomycetes, Glomerellales, Glomerellaceae. The transcript has a single exon. Gene Ontology annotation, molecular function: UDP-glycosyltransferase activity.
AUGACACUAUCAGGAGACUCUGUAGCCAAGGCUGCCGAAGCAGCGGUCAACAAUGGUGUUAGUGACGGCAACAAGAAACGCCCUUACCUUCUGUUCUGCGCGGCACCCGCGACAGGACACACGAAUCCUCUCCUUCUGAUCGCAGCGGAGAUGAUUCAACGCGGUUUUGAAGGUACCUUCAUCACCGGCGAUGAGUUCCACCCUCAGAUCAAGCGCCUCGGCGCCCAACACGUUGCCAUUCCGCCAAUGAUUAGUCCCGAGAUUGCUGCCAUUCGCGAAAAACUCCCCGUUGGCAUCCCUCGUCUCAUAUUCGAUCUCAGCAACGUCUUCAUCAAGUCUGUGACACCUCACUUCCGCAUUCUGAUGGAUACUCUUGAGAAGAUCCGCGUGGAACACCCUGACAAGCAAGUCGUCAUUGUCCACGAGACGCUCUACAUGGGCCUCGGUCCGAUGAUGUUUGGCGCGCCUUUGCCCAAGGGUUACACUACGCGACCACCCGUCAUCGACAUCAACAUUGUUCCCCUCGUCACCACGAGCAUCGAUACCGCGCCGUUUGGCCCGGGUCUGCCUCCCGACUCGACCGAGUCCGGCCGCGGGCGGAACAAGCUGCUCAAUGAAAUGUUCUUCAGCCCGAUGGGCCCAUUUGGUGCGGCAGCAACGGAGUACAGCGAGGUUGUCAAGUCGCUCGGCGGUACACGCGAGCUGUCUCCCGCCUUGUUCGAAGUAUGGCAGACCAGCUACGACGUGACCCUACAAAUGUGUUCGCCCAGCCUCGAGUACCCCAGAUCAGAUCUUCACAAAACCAUCAGGUAUGCAGGGUGUUUGCCACCCAAGCCCAUCGACCCGAAUUACAAGUAUCCGGUAUGGUGGGAUGAGAUCACGGCCGGAAACAAGAAGAUUGUUGGCGUUGCGCAGGGCACCAUCGCCACCGACUACACGGAUCUCAUCAUCCCCACGAUACAAGGCUUGGCCCACCGCGACGACAUCAUCCUCGUCGCCAUCUUGGGCGUCAAGGGUGCGACGCUACCCGAGGAGCUCACGAUCCCGGCCAACACCAAGGUCAUCGACUUCCUCUCGUACGAUGCCCUGCUCAAGCACGCAGACGUCUGGGUCCUCAAUGCCGGGUACGGCGGCUACUUGCACGGCAUUGUAAAUGGUGUCCCCAUGGUUCUUGGCGGCGAUACCGAAGACAAGCCCGAGAUUGCGAUGCGUGGGCAGUGGUCCGGAGUGGCAUACAACCUCAAGACUGGACGCCCGACGUCACAACAGGUCCUUGAGGGUGUCGAGGAUGUGCUUGUCAACGACAAGUACAAGAAGCGGGUAAUGGAAAUCAAGAAGGAGAACGAAGACAUGAAGGCUCUUGACUUUGUUGAGAAGCACAUCUGGGAAUAUGCCGAUUCAGCAUAG